GCGGCCAAGGCUGCAGCAGCGGAGCGCGAUGGCGGACCGCGCCCCUCUGCUCGAGCACCAGGAGGGCCCCGCCGUCGCCCCCCCGGCACCGGCCCCCGCCCGCGCCCCCGCCCGCGGCGACAGGUGGAGCCCGGGGCCGCCACCACCCUGGGCGGCCGGCGGUGCGGACGAGGACGAUGAUGAUGAUGAUGAGGGCGAGGCCCGGGGCCCGGAGCGGGAGGAGGAGGAGGAGCAGGUGGUGGCCGUGUUCGUGGUCACCUUCGACACCAGAGCAGGUAAUAUUGUGGAAUGGCGUUUACCACAAGAAGUAGACCUCGAAGGAGUAGAAUUUAAAUCCAUGGCCAGUGGAUCUCACAGGAUUAACUCUGACUUUGUCUACUUUCGGAAGGGUAACUACUUUGGUAUGGCAUGUUUUGCCAACAUGCCCGUGGAGAGCGAACUGGAACGAGGUGCCCGAAUGAAGUCUGUUGGAAUUCUCUCCCCAUCGUACACACUUCUGUACAGAUACAUGAAUUUCCUGGAGAAUCAGGUCAGGCAUCAACUUGAAAUUCCUGGGCACUACGCACAAUUGGAAGCUUUCUAUGAAGACAAGAAAGGUAUUUUACCGGCUGGUCUGAGCAGCAAAGGAACCCCUACGUCCCUUCAGCCCAUUCACUGGUUGCCGACAGUUAACAAGUACAUGUAUCCUGAGAUGAAGAUCACACACCCUGCAGGAUGCAUGUCUCAGUUCAUCAAGUUUUUUGGCGAGCAGAUAAUGGUUCUGUGGAAGUUUGCACUGUUACGGAAGCGGAUCUUGAUAUUUUCGCCCCCUCCAGUUGGAGUGGUCUGCUAUAGAGUUUACUGUUGUUGCUGCCUGGCCAACGUUUCACUGCCUGGGAUUGGUGGAGUCCCCGAGUCCAAGCCUUACUUCUAUAUCAGUGUGGCAGAUAUAGAAACCUUGGAGACCGAGAUGUCCUUUGUAGCUUGCACAACAGAAAAGAUAUUUGAAGAGAAGAAGGAUUUGUACGAUGUUUACAUUGAUAAUCAAAAUGUGAAAACUGACCAGGAGCAUCUGCAGCAGCUGCUGAAGUUAAACAGCGCUGACAGAGACAAGUUUCGCAAACUCAAUGACCAGAGACAAAUGCUGCUUUAUUCUCAGGAGGUGGGAGGAGAUUGCAGUGGAAGUGAAGAGGAUCUGUUCAUUAUGUUUUUCAUGGAACAGAACAAUCGCAUAUUUCAGAUGUUACUGGAGGUGUCGGCCUGUCAGGACAAGACUCUGACAGCUGAUCAUGUGAGGAGUAUGGGACUGGACCCGCAGGGAGACCGCAUCUUCCUGAUGGACCUGCUGGAGGUGUACGGGAUCGAUGUAAUGCUGGUUAUUGAUAAUCCCUGCUGUCCCUGAUCCAGGGCUUCUGCCGAGCGCCAUGAACUGGACCGGUCGGUCCAAGAUACUCAAUGGAUUGACGAGUAGUGUUUAAACAAAACAAAACAAACUAAUAACAUAGGAGACAAGUGCAAUUGUACUGUGGCACACACUGCGAUUUUUUUGGGCCGUGUCCAGGUCAGUUCACGAGUCACGUGCAUUUUUCUCCCUUUCCCGUUGUCUUAUCAAUUCAAAGACUGUGUAAAAAUUAACCUGAGGGAAAAAUCAGGAUGAUUUCACAGGGAAGAAACACUCAUUGGAAGGAUUUUCAGAUAGGAGAGUGUUCUUGAAUUUUUUUUUUUUUACCUUCUGUUGAUAAAAGUUAUUGUGAUUCUGUUGUUUUUUGUUGCCCAUGUGUGACUGUUGUAUGUAGCAGUGUGAGUUGGCACAUGCACACAUGGACUUGCGCGCGCCUACACAAAUAUCCGUGUGCUUUCACCGGACUGCAGGGAGACGCCUUGAUGUAUUGUUCACGAAGGAACUGCAGAUGCUGGAGAAUUGAAGGUAGGCAAAAAUGCUGGAGGAACUCAGCGGGUGCGGCAGCAUCUAUGGAGCGAAGGAAAUAGGCAACGUUUCGGGUCGAAACCCUUCCGGGUUUCGGCCCGAAACGUUGCCUAUUUCCGCCAGGGUUUCAGGACCAAAAGAUGCCUAUUUCCUUCGCUCCAUAGAUGCUGCCACACCGGCUGAGUUUCUCCGGCAAUUUUGUCCUCCUUAAUGUAUUGUUUGUCCUUCUGCCAAGCUUGAUGUCUGCCUUGUGAGAAGAGUUGCGUUAGAUUUCACAAGGCCCUCUCUAAGCUGCUCUGAGUGGCCACACGUUAGUGGCAAUCACCCAGUCCUUUUUUUUUGAAGUGAUGAAUUUGACCACUAAAUAACAAAUGGCAAUGUGAUUAUUAGGAAAAUAAUUAUUUAUUUACACUGCCAAUUUGAACUUUUGUACCGUCAAAGUUUCAAGCAUUUCCCUGCGUAUGGCCUCUGAUAUUGUCACCGUUACUUGAUUUAUUGAUGAUAACUUACUGAUGUUACAUGUCACUGGCGAAUUGCACCGAUUACCACCUAUCCAAGCAUUAAAUGAUUUGAGAAUUAAGGGACAGAAGUUUAGGGGUAACAUGAGGGGGAACUUCUUUACUCAGAGAGUGGUAGCUGUGUGGAAUGAGCUUCCGGUGGAAGUGGUGGAGGCAGGUUCGAUUUUAUCAUUUAAAAAUAUAUUGGAUAGGUAUAUGGACGGGAAAGUAAUGGAGGGUUAUGGUCUGAGUGCAGGUAGAUGGGACUAGGUGAGAGUAAGUGUUCGGCACGGACUAAAAGGGCCGAGAUGGCCUGUUUCUGUGCUGUAAUUGUUUUAUGGUUAAAGAGUAUUGUUAGUGUGAUGAUUUAAACCGUAGCAUUUUGGAAGUAAGGAACAAAAGGUGUUUGCUCAGUUAGAUUCUGACUACGUACCACUAAAGGGGCCUGUCCCACUUACGCAAUUUAUUUUUUUUUUUCGCCAACUUGCCGGCACCCGUCAUACUCGCAGCAGGUCGACGGAAAUUCUCAACAUCAAGCCAAGUCGACUUUAUUUGUCACAUACACAUACGAGAUGUGCAGUGAAAUGAAAGUGGCGACGCUCACGAAUUGUGCACACAAAAAACAGAAUGGAACAGAAUCACAUAUUACAUAUUUAUGGGAGGAAAAAAGAAGAAAACAGCAAUUUUAAAAAGACACCACACUACAGUAGAAUGGUACAGUAAAGUUAGUCCCUGGUGUGAUAGGGGCUUACAGUCGUAAUGGCCAUGUUGAAAAUUCAGCGGCGACUGGACAAAGGUGCGACUCUUUGGGCGGCUACUCGCCUGAAAGAGGUAGGACUCUGGGCGACUACUCACCUGAAAGAGGUGCGACUCUUUGGGCGACUACUCACCACCAUACAGGUGCAGUUGCGGGGUGACGCCUGUAUGGUCGUGAGUAGUCGCCCAAAGAGUCGUACCUUUUUCUGGUCGCCGUUAGAUUUUCAACACGUUGACAUUUUUCUGCCACCUGCUGCGACUAUGAUGGGGGAAAAAAAAUCACGUAAGUGGGACAGGCCCUUUAGGUUAGUUUUCAGACAAAUUGCUGGCUGAUUGUAGGACAGACUUGGAUUGUUUUCUCUAGAGCAUGGUAGGCUGAGAGGAUAGAAGUGUAAUGAAUUAGGAGACGCAUCGAAGGUAAGCAGAACCGUUUUCCACAGGGUGGCUGUGUUAAAGAUUGUAGCACAUACCAUUCAGGUGUGAGAGGCAUCGAUUAAAGGAGAUGUGCUGGGCAAGUGUUUUUACAUUGGAAAGCUGGAAUAUGCGGCUUGCUAUGGUGGAGGCAGAGAUGAUAGUGGUGUUUAAGACACUUUUUGAUGAUAGCAUAUGGUUAUGGACCACAUGUAGGCAGAGGUGAUCAGUUUAACUUGGCAUCAUAUUCAGCACAGACUAUGUGGGCCGAAGGGCCUGUUCCUGUGCUGUACUGUUCUAUGUUCUAUGAUAAAUGCUCUAAUGAUAAACAUAUUAAAGUGAAAAUCUAGAGAUUUGUGUAUAGAUAUUGAUCAACCCAUCAAUGUGAAAUUCAGUGUAGCUAUGUGCAAUAGACUUGCUAGUUAUUUGUAUAAUUUAAGAUAAUUCCCAAUAUAUUUGUCUGUUUCCAUUCCCCUUAAGUUCUCAAAAUUAAAUUGGCCUUUCUGAUCUUAUUUUAAUUAUUUUUACACUGGUUGCUUUACUAAAGAGAUUUGACACUCAGAGGGCGGUGGAGGCAGGUUGCUUUAAAAAGAGAGCUAGAUAGGGCUCUUAAAGAUAGCGGAGUCAGGGGAUAUGGGGAGAAGGCAGGAACGGGGUACUGAUUGGGGAUGAUCAGCUAUGAUCACAUUGAAUGGUGGUGCUGUCUCGUAGGGCCGAAUGGCCUAUUCCUGCACCUAUUGUCUAUUGACACUCCAAAUGGUUCAGAGAAUAUAAACCUGAUUUGUCACAUAUGCUGCUGGCUUUAUUUUAAAUGGUAAAUGUCAUGUUUUACCACAAAUGGUGUGUGGGGUUGUUAGUGAUUUCUCAUGGGGACCAUAAAUGCAGGCCUCACACUUUCCAGAUAUACAAGUGCAGGAAGGAACUGCAAAUGCUGGUCUAAGCCACAGAUAGACACAAACUGCUGGAGUAACUCAACGGCACGGGCAGCAUCCCUGGAGAGAAGGAAUGGGUGACGAUUCGGGUCGCAUCUAGCCUGAAGAAGGGUCUCGACCCGAAACAUCACCCAUUCCUUCUCUCCAGAGAUGCUACCUGUCCCGUUGAGUUACUCCAGCUUUUUGUGCCUUUUUGCCGCAGAAACUCAGCGGGUGCAGCAGCAUCUAUGGAGCGAAGGAAAUAGGCAACGUUUCGGGCCGAAACCCUUCCGGGUUUCGACCCGAAACGUUGCCUAUUUCCUUCAGGGUUUCGGCCCGAAACGUUGCCUAUUUCCUUCGCUCCAUAGAUGCUGCUGCACCCGCUGAGUUUCUCUAGCACUUUUGUCAAUGGACACUGAAUGAAGAUCCCCAGAUCCUAGGCUACAGUACAGUGCUGUAUCUCCGCCUAUUUUCUGCUCAAUCAAGGUUGGGAUUACACUUCAAUCUUGCACGUUGAUACUUUUUGGUGAUGUUACACCUAUCAUUUGUAAAAUCUUCAACUACUUAUCUAGUCUGAUUAGCUGCUUUGGUUGUUAUUUUUUUUAGAAAAAACUUUGGUGAUGGGGUGUGCCUUUUACUACUGCUAAUGACAGUAAUAGUGAGGCAUUCAUGUUUGUCCCUGCCCUUGCUUUAACAUGAGCUAAUGUUUCUUGAUGCCGAAACUUAGCCAUUAGGCAGCAGUUACGGGUUGAAGGUGUCGACGAUGGAGGUAGAGGGUGAAUCUGAAUUAAUCCUGAAAAGUGCAACAAUUCAGAGUGCGUUGCCCAUGUUACAAGCAGUGCAGGCGUUGCAUGCAGCUGCAUGGAAAACCCCUUGCCCCAUGGUACGAGUUCAUUCCAAGAGCUCUCCCGAGUUUGCCCUGAUUCGAACUCGAAGAUUUACGGUAAUGGCUCCUCGGGGCUCCCGUGGACAUUUUUCAUCAUGUUGAAAAAUCUUCACGAGUCUUACCUGCCAUUAGCGAGUCUUUAAUCAAUCAAUCAAUCAAUCAACCUUUAUUGUCAUCUUGCAAAGUAACAGUUGUACAGUGCAAAAUCAGAAGACGUUUCCCAGGGAUUACCGGAGCAUCGCUCAUGAAACUUAAAACAUUUCACACACUCUGUCUUCCCGAGUACCUACCGUUAGCGCUAAGAGACGUCCCCGAGCUCCGACGUACCCGCUACGUUCAUUCUCCGUGCUUACCACGAGUUAGAUUUUUUUUAAACUCGGGAGAGCUCUUGGUAUGAACUCGUACCGUGGGACAGGGCUAAAAGAAUUCUAAACUCUACUUGCAAAGUGCAUCCAACUUCCCAACCUGUAACCCGACUGACCUUCUGUUCCCUGUCAGACUCACCUCAAAUUUUGAAAGAAUUGGUCCACGUUAUAUAGGAAGUUUACAGAACACACUUGAGUCAUUUAGGCAUGAAGUUUACUUGUACAUUCUACUUUUUAUUUCCAGUCUUUUCAUUGUAAUCCCCCCUCUUGUUGGUCCAUGGAUAUAGAUGGACUUUUUGAAUCUUCUCGUUGUAGCACACUUUUUUGUUUCUCUCUGGGUGUGGAUGUACUUUUACACACUUGCAGAUGUGUUUCUGCUUGCAUGCAUCAAUGAGUAUGUGUAUCAGAUACUGCCUGAGGGAUGGGUAAACCCAUCUACUUCUAUGGACGAUAUUGUAAUUGUCCUGUCGGCCAUGAUCACAUUGAAUGGCGGUGGUGGCUCGAAGGGCCGAAUGGCCUACUCCUGCACCUAUUGUCAAUUGUCUACAGACAUGUUUAAUAAAACAUUCCGAAAACUAUGUAAUACUAAAAGGUAUAAUUGAGUAUUUUAAGUUGCAUUGUGUUAUUUUAUAAAUCCAAGAAGCUGAGGUUAGUAAAUACUUCUGUACUUUUGUCCGUCACUAAUCAGUCUAGAUGAAGAGGUAGGAAUCAGGAGCUGCAGAUGCUGGUUUACCGAGGAAAAGGCACAAAGUGCUGGAGUAACUCAGCGGGUCAAGCAGCUUGCCUGGAGAACAUGGAUAGGUGCGGUUUCGGGUAGGAACCCUACUUGAGACUGAUGGUAGGGAGUUCAGCGCUGGGGCAGCGAGGCAUUGGGAAUGGAUGCAGCACACAGCAGUUGCUUUUUACUAAGUUUUCUUUCUUUACAGUCGAAGCUGUGAAUCUUAAUGCGUCAUCCAUUGGGGAAAGGAUACAUAGGAUUGUGCAAGAUAAUGAGUAGAUUUAUGAUGGCAGGAUUUAAUUUGUCAUUUGUGUUGUCAAUAAUGUCACGAAAAUGUGGCAUUUAAAAUAAUUACCAAUAACUUAGGAAAGUGACUGGCCUUUUAUUUCCACGCUUGCCUCCACUCUUUAUGUGCAGUUGUUACAAGAUGUGACAGUCUACUCGCGUAUAUUACGAAAAUAUUAAUUAUUUAAGAUGCACCAGUAUUAGUUUACGUUAAGAGUGAUCAAACUGCAAAUAGAAUUUGGUAGCAAGGAGCGAAAUGGUGCAAAAUCUAUAUUGCCCGUCCCCUGCCAAGAUCGUGGUGGAAAUUAGGACUCUUGAUCUGACUGUGUUAUGUAAUUGUAUGUGCUGGUUUGAAGACAUUUGGUUAAUCUGCUUAAAACUCUGGAUUUUUAAGCUCCUGCCAUUAAUAACUGGAUAGCAAUACCACAGACUCUGGAAACCUGAGAUAAAAAACGCCUUGCUAGAAACAAACGGGUCGGUCGGUAGCUGCCGAGAGAGAAAACUUGUCAAGUCCCUGACAUUUCAAACGAGCCUGGUUCAGAUCCGAUGAGUAUUUCGAGCUUUUUCUGUCAUUUCGGUGAAUAAAUGUUGCAGAGAACUGUGGAAAUGUCACAUAGAGAGCACACUGUGAAGCUGCUGUGUUCUGUACUAGUGGGGGUUAGGAGAUGCUGGAUGUAAAACAAACACUGCUGUCAAGGGUAUUAAAAAUGGACUUGACUUUUAAAAAUUAAAAAGUAUACGUGAAGGAAUGUAUAUUUCUCACUGUCUCAUGUUAAUUUUGUACUCUGUAAAUCGGAAUAGAUGUGCCUAAUAUAUUUUCUAAUUAAAAGCUAUCUGUAGUAAA
Molecule: messenger RNA, 7579 nt
Organism: Leucoraja erinaceus (little skate)
Lineage: Eukaryota; Metazoa; Chordata; Chondrichthyes; Rajiformes; Rajidae
Gene: dennd11
Product: DENN domain containing 11
Exons: 9
Coding region: 29-1381 (450 amino acids)
Cellular component (GO): cytoplasm
Source: RefSeq, a predicted model, not a curated record